CUUACUUUUCUCUUUAACAUACAAGAAUUUUAUUAGGCUCAGAAGUGAUUUACUUGCAGAAUUCUUAGACUUUCUGGCACUUGAAUCAAAUUCCAUCAUAAUGCAUCCCUAUGACGAGGUAUUGCGCCAGAUUGUGGAGCAAAUGCUCAUCCAGAAGGAAUGCCAAACGGAUAACCAGCAUGUGCUUGAUAACCUGGUCAUCCUGAUGCGCAACAGAGUGCGUGACAUUGCGAGGAUCACCACGAAUGCCGCUAGCCAUGCGGGACGCUCCACGUCCUGUUACUUUGAUGUGGAACGCACGUUCCGCAUGCUGGGCAUUGGGGUGAGUGGCUUGCGGGAAAUACGUGAUGCCGACCCCGAGACCCAACCACCGGGAGUGACCCUACCUCCGACAGAGAUCCGAGACGACGACUUUCAUCAGUCUCCACAGCAGGACAUCAAUCAGCAGCGUGGCACCCGCAGUGGACGGCACAUACCCAAGCAUUUGCCCCCGUUCCCUGGACUACACACCUACAAGAACACCAUGAUGGGCAUUGUGACUGAUCGAGGCUAUAUCAUGGAGCGAGAGCGUAGUGCGCAGCUGCAGCGAAAUGCCCAGCGUGCGCUCAACUCAUUUUUUCAGCGCACAUUGCCAACAACUUCACUGUUCAGCGGUCGCCAUCCGAAAAGGAAGCACACGGAGUUUUUGCUGCUCACUGCGGAGCCGUCCACGACCCCAGCUUACUUGUCGGCCCUAAUGCCGAAAAAUGAGGUGUAUGAUACAGACAUCUACAAGAGCAACAACGAGAUCAAUCCGAUGGCCCACACCAAUCCCUUUUUGCAGAAACCAAAGGGUCUCCCAUCGGAAAGCUCCGAUGAGGAGGAGUUUGAACGCGAAAUUGAACGCGAAGUUGAAAGUGAGAUUGAAAGUGAAAGCUGUGAAGAGAGGGCUGCCGGUUAUGAUAGUGACGUUGAGUAUGAGGGCGACGAAGAGAAUGAGGAGAAUGAAUAUGAGGCUACUGCCGAGUAUGAAGAUGAGGCUUCCGAAGAGAAUGAAAUUGAGGCUUCUGCAGAGUAUAAAGAUGAGGCUUCUAAAAAGAAGACAGAUGAGGCUUCUGUAGAGAAGAAAGAUGAGGUUACCGAAGAGAAUAAAGAUGAGGUUGCCGAAGAGAAUAAAGAUGAGGCAGCCGAAGAGAAUAAAGAUGAGGCUGCCGAAGAGAAUAAAGAUGAGGCUACUGCAGGGUAUGAAAAAAAGGCUUCUGAAGAGAAGGAAGAUGAGACUUUCGAAGAGUGUGAGGAAGAGUAUAGCGAAGAAAAUGAGACUGAUAAUGCAAAUCAUUAUCAUUAUGAAGGAAUUGAGACUGAGUCAUCUGGAGUGAAUGAGAUAAAGACUUGCAAACAGAGUAUAGUUAAAAAUAUUGCAGAGACUGAGACUGAAGACGGCGAAGAGGAUCAGACUUACACACAGAGUGAAGAUGAGUGUGGAGGGAAUGAGUAUGAGUAUGAGUAUGAGGAGGAGAAUAGGGAUGAGAAUAAGUGUGAAUAUGGUAAAGAAAUUGAGAGUGAGUCUUCUGGAGAGAAUGAUAUAAAGAUUUGCGGACAGAGUAAGAUUGACGAUAAUGAAGAAAUCGAGAGUGAGUCUUCUGAGAGUAAGGAUAAAAAUAAUGAAGAAACCGAGAAUGAGUCUUCUGGAGAGGAUGAGGUUGAGGCUUGCAAACAGAUGAACGAUGAAAAUGGUAAUGAAAUUAAGAGUAAGUAUUCUGGAGAGAAUGAAAUUAAGACUUGCAAACAGAGUAAAGUUGAGAAUAAUAAAGAGAGGGAAACCGAGGACGGCGAAGAGAAUGAGACUUACACACAGAGUGAGGAUGAUUAUAGUGGAGGGAGUGAGUCUGAGUAUGAAGAGGAGAUUAGUGAAGAGAAUGAAAGUGAAUAUAGUGAAGAAAUUGAGAGUGACUCUUCUAGAGAAUAUGAUAUAAAAACUUGCGGACAGAAUAAGGAUGAAAAUGGGAAGGAAAUCGAGAAUAAGAUUUCUGGACAGAAUGAGAUUAAGACUUGCAACCAGAAUAUAAUUGAGAGUAAUAAAGAGAGUGAGACUGAGGACGGCGAAGAGAAUGAUACUUACACACAGAGUGAGGAUGAGUGUAGUGAAGAGUAUGAGGAAGAGACUAGUGAAGAGAUUGAGAGUGAAUCUAGUGAAGAAAUAGACAGUGACUCUUCUGGAGAGAGUGAGGUUAAAACUUGCAAUCAGAAUAAGGUUGAGAAUAAUGAAGAGAAUGUGAAGGUGGACUGCGUAAAGAAUGGGACUCUCGAAAAGAAACAGAAAAUGAGUGAGUGUUUUGAAGAGUAUAUAAAGGUGUAUUUUGGAGGGCGUGAAUGGUUUGAAAAGAAUGCAAAUUACGAAAUGAAUGACAGCGAGAAUUAUGUAUGCUUUUCUCACGAAGGUUAUAAUAUGAAAAAUAUAGAGAAUAUAAAUGUGGAUAAGGAUGAUGAUGUCACUGACAACUUAAAUGAAAUGGAGGAUUUGGCGGAUUUCGAUGAAAAUAUGAUUCAAUGUGAGAACGAUGAUGAAAAUGUGGAUUUUUUUGAUGGAAAUCACGAUGUCGAUUGGGAGUUGCUGGACUUGUAUCAAGACUAAUAAGAGUCGAUUAAAAAUACUGAUUAUAAAGCUCUAUGCAAAUGAUA
Messenger RNA from Drosophila mojavensis, 2661 nucleotides. RefSeq names its product probable inactive protein kinase DDB_G0270444. The transcript has 5 exons. Bases 101 to 2614 code for a protein of 837 amino acids. Gene Ontology annotation, biological process: transcription initiation at RNA polymerase II promoter. The record is from RefSeq and is a predicted model, not a curated record. NCBI's taxonomy places the organism in Eukaryota, Metazoa, Arthropoda, Insecta, Diptera, Drosophilidae. Gene Ontology annotation, cellular component: transcription factor TFIID complex. Gene Ontology annotation, molecular function: protein heterodimerization activity.